This is a messenger RNA of Misgurnus anguillicaudatus (oriental weatherfish), 2594 nucleotides long. The record is from RefSeq and is a predicted model, not a curated record. Lineage: Eukaryota; Metazoa; Chordata; Actinopteri; Cypriniformes; Cobitidae.
UGAAACAGAAGCGACUGUCGCGUGGAUCUCUUCUCAAAAGCUGAGCGUCUGAGGAAGGGUGCGAACGUGUGCGAGGGAUCUUUGUGAAUCACAUUCGUCGGAUUACAAAACUUCCCAGAAUUCCACAAAAGAAACAACAAUGUCAAGUGCAAUGGUGAGACGAAACUCCAGCAAACAGGGUCUGCAAAACCUACUGAGAGUGACGGCCCAGCGGAGUAUCGAAGAUGCCGAAGAGAUCGAAAGGGAAAGACGACGUCGGGCCCGGGAAGCUUUCCGCAAUCAAAACAGCCUGCAUGGAUCCGCCGGGUCGCCUGAGGACAGUGUGAUCCCACCUGAAUCUGGACUCUAUGAAGGUGACCUCAAACCCAGCAUUCCUACGGCUCUCGACGAAGAUGAGGGCUUUAGCGACUGGACCCAAAAGCUGGACAGAAGAACACGAGCCAGAACGGAAGAGAACGGCCGUGCAGAGUCCCAAGAUGAGGACAGAGGAAUUAAAACAAGACAAAGCGAGAAGAGGACCAGCUUCACCACCUCAAUACAGCAUCACCAAACCCAGGACAGAGAGCAGGAGGUGGAAGAAGCGGAGGAGAAAAGACCAAUGAGAAGCAGCGAGAGACGAAUGGAGAUCAGUGAGAGGCCGAGCAGUCGGAGAUCAGAGGAAUGGCAUGAAGAUAUCAGAGACAUCAAAGGAAAACAAGAGGAACGAAAACCACCCAUGGAGAACCAGAUGAAAGAAGAGAGGAAGGAGGUGAAAGUGUCAUACACAUCUAAGGUCUUCCUACAGCAAGAAAAGAUGCCUAAUGGCAAUGGAGAAGCAGCUGUUGAGGAAGUGACAUCACUUAUGCUCAAAACCAAAAGAUCUCCUAGGAGUUUAGGUGUAGGCCAUGCCAUUGGGAGUAAGAAAGACAUGGACGCUGAUCUGGAGAAGAUGAAAAUGGAGCAAUUUCGCCAGCAUCAGGCCGAGGCUGAGCUGGAAGAACUGAAGAAGAAGAGAGAGGAACGUCGCCGAUUACGUGAGGAGGAGGAACGGAGGAUAGAGGAGGAGGAGCAACAGAAACUCAACAAAAAAGAGGAGGAGAAGAGGCAAAUGAAGGAAGAGAUCGAGAGGAGGAGGAUGGAGGCGGCAGAGAAGAGAAUGAAGAGUCUUAAUGUCUCCGCCACGGAUGCCGAUGAUCCAUUUAACCCUCUUAAUGCCAAAAGUCCCACUUUCAAGAUCACAGAGAGAACAGAGUCUCUGAAUCGAUCAUUAAAGAAAAGUAACAGUUUUAAGAAGACCCAGAGACCUGUGCUGGUGCCCAAGAUUGAUGACAAACUGGAGCAAUACACCCAGGCAUUAGAGAUCUCCUUCAAAGAACCAAAGGUGACCAAGCCGGCAGCGGUGGACAUGCCCUGCGUCUCUGCUCCUGUGGCAUCUAAAAAGAAUAUGUUUGAAGCAGGGGAGGCCUGGAACCAAACCACCCCGAAAGGCACACCGACGAAGGACACUGACUGCGUAAAAGUGGGUGUGGCAAACCUGAUCAACCAAUGGGUGAAAGGAAGUCCAGAGGGCGGGAACAGAAACUGCCCUUCCACUCCAUCUGAUGUUAAACCCGGAGAUGUUCUGCAGAAAAAGAACAUGUGGGAAAUUAUCGGAGAAGGCGGUGCCGCCGAGAGAUCAGGACUGGAAAGAAGGCGCUCCUCUUCGGGAAAACCGUACAAGUUUGUUGUGACAGGACAUGGCAAAUACGAAAAGAUUUCUGCUGAUGGUGAUCAUUACAGUGAAUUUUCCUCUGAUGACUUUUGAGGACUUCACAAACAUCUUUUUAUUUCUCUGAGGUUACCCAUCAAACUUGUUUGUUUAUUUUAGUCACAUAAGUACAAUAAAAGUUCAAUAUAAAUAUAUACCACAGUAUGACAAACACCUUAAAUGUAAAGAAGUAAUGCAUUAUAUUUUAUUGUAUGCACUUUUCUGACUUACAUUUUUUAUUUUCAUUAUUUACUGUUCUAAUAUCAGGUCUCCAGACAUUUUCUUUUUUGAUUUUCACAUAUACAAUGUUUAGAACAAACGUACUCUCAGAAAUGUAUCUAAUGCACUCCCACAAAAUAUUAAGUUGUUAUAUUUCUUUCGCCUCAGUAUUUUCUGCAAUAUUCCCGUUUUUAACGCUUAUAAUUUGAUGAGUAUCUGAAUGUAAAAUAGUUGAAGACGUUUUCGUCCAUUUUUGUAUUGAUUAUCUAUGCUGGCUUUAUAAUACUCUGAAACAUUGUUACAUUUGUAUAAAUUAAAUUCGGUUAAAUAAAAUGUUUACACCCCAAAUUAAUUUGAAAAAAUGAAUAAACUCUCCAUUUAAAUGUUACCGCUAAUUUUAAUUGGCAUUAUAACCUUUAUGGUGUAAGUUAUGUCUUAUUACAAAUAUAUCCUUUAUUUUUUUAUCUCUUUGCAUAUUUUCUUUGUACCGUAGUUCUGCAUAAUGACUACACUUUAAACACUGGAAUUUAUUUUUUAUCAUAUUUGUUUAGUUUUAACCAUUUUGCUACCCAGUGAUAUACAGAAUGGGAAUGUGAUGUAGUCCAUAGCAGCUUUUUUUAAUAAAUUUCAUAUUUUGUAUGAUUCUUAA